AUGCACCAUGAGGAUUUUGUCAAGCAUGCCUCCAUGGAGAAAGGGUCUCUGUCCGGCACCGACGACGUUAUCGACGACGGCGUUCCCCGCUCUGGGAACACCUUCACGGCUGUGGGACACACCAUCACGGCCGUGAUUGGGGCUGGAGUUCUGUCCCUGCCCUAUGCCAUCUCCAUGCUGGGAUGGGUGGCGGGUCCCCUCUGCCUGGGCCUGUUUGCGAGCAUCACCCUGUACACCUCCCAGCUACUAGCAGACUGCGGCGUCAUCAACGGCCUGCGCCAGCGCACCUACACCAACGUGGUAGAGACCACAUUUGGCCGCUGGGGCUACCUCACCAUCGGAUGGGUGCAGCACUCCAACCUGGUGCUCACGGCGUUGGCCUACCAGAUCACCGGCGGACUCUCGCUGCAGACUGUAGCCAAGUCCAUCUGUGCGGCCCAGGGCGCGACUGACUGCUUCGACUCCUACUGGAAGUGGGCCAUCAUCUUUGCGGCCAUCCAGGUCCUCAUGGUCCAAAUGCCCGACCUGUCUUACUUCUGGUGGGCAUCACUCAUUGGCGCCGCCAUGUCUUUCUCCUACUCCACCAUUGCGCUCGCGCUGAGCAUCCGCGAAGGCAACACGCACGGCACUGUGGGCGGCCAGAGCCUGACGCCCUCAGAAAAGGGGUUUGGCAUCCUGAACUCUGUGGGUGCCAUCCUCUUUGCCUACUCCUUCAGCAUGAUCCUGAUUGAGAUCCAGGACACGCUGAAAGGCGCUGGAAAGGGCGGCCCCGUCCGCGUCAUGCAGAAGGCUGUCCAGAUUUCCGUGGCUGCCAUGACCUCCUUCUACAUGGCAGUCUCCGUCGCUGGGUACAUGGCCUUUGGCAAUGCGGUGCCCGGAAACAUCCUGAAUGCUUUCGACCAGCCCCGCUGGGUGAUUGACAUGGCAAACAUCAUGGUGGUCAUCCACAUGAUUCCCGCCUACCAGGUCUACUCCCAGCCCUUCCUGGCCUUCUCCGAGUACCACUACAACCAGUGGCGCUAUGCGCCAUCCUUCUUCAAGGGCAUUACCUUCCGCCUGGUCUACCGGACGGCCUAUGUCAUCCUGAUCGGCUUCCUGGGCAUCUGCCUUCCCUUCUUCGGGGACAUCGUGGGUCUAGUCGGGGCAAUCGGCUUCUGGCCCGCGACCGUCUUCUUCCCCAUCGAGUGCUGGAUUCGCGUGUAUCGCCCCAAUGCCACCAAGCGCAUGUGGCUGCGGUGCCUCAACGUCGGGUGCUUCAUUGUCACCUUGGCUGCCACAGUCGGCAGCGUUCAGCUGAUUGUCGUCGACUCCCAGAGCUACGAAAUCUUUUCCGACUAG
Molecule: messenger RNA, 1338 nt
Organism: Auxenochlorella protothecoides
Lineage: Eukaryota; Viridiplantae; Chlorophyta; Trebouxiophyceae; Chlorellales; Chlorellaceae
Product: Amino acid permease 2
Exons: 11
Coding region: 1-1338 (445 amino acids)
Cellular component (GO): plasma membrane
Source: RefSeq, a predicted model, not a curated record